Molecule: messenger RNA, 1473 nt
Organism: Staurois parvus
Lineage: Eukaryota; Metazoa; Chordata; Amphibia; Anura; Ranidae
Source: the annotation of a GenBank genome assembly
AAAAAUGAUGACACCUUACAGACAAUUCAACGGAUGGAGGAAAAGAUUAAGGCCUUAUCAAGAGAAAAUGCAGAAAUAAAGGAGAAGUUGUCCACUGUGGGUUCUCUGAAGUCACACCCAUCCCUGGAUGAUCUGAGCAAUGCUCAGGAGCAAGAGAUUGAAUUCCUGAGGCUUCAAGUUAUGGAACAGCAGCAAAUCAUUGAGGACAUCACAGUGGAAAGAGAACGAAUACUGCGUUUCAAAAAGCCCAAAAGAAAAAGUUUGAAACAUCCAAAGAGGCAUGUUGUGGAGACGUUUUUUGGAUUUGAUGAAGACUCUGUUGAUUCAGAAACUUCUUCAGUCACCUCCUAUACCACUGAUAGAACAGACAGGACGCCUGCAACGCCUGAAGAAGAUAUUGAAGAUAGCACCCCCAAAGAGGAGGCUGAUUUAAGGUUUCGUCAGCUGACACGCGAGUACCAAGCGCUACAGAGAGCCUAUGCCUUACUCCAAGAGCAAGUAGGGGGAACAUUGGAUGCAGAACGAGAAGCAAGGACUCGGGAACAGCUCCAGGCUGAUCUGCUGCGAUGUCAGGCCAAAAUUGAAGACUUGGAGAAUUCUCUGUGUGAUAAAGGACAGGAUUCCAAGUGGGUGGAAGAGAAACAGCGGCUUCUGCGGAAAAAUCAGGACUUGUUAGAAAAGCUCUUUAAGUAUGAAUUGGAGGAGAGCCAGCUGAAAAAUGAAAUCCAGGAUGCCAAAGACCAGAAUGAACUGUUAGAGUUCCGGGUGUUAGAGUUGGAAGAGAGAGAACGAAGGUCUCCAGCCUUUAACCUUCAUAUAGCCAGCUUCCCAGAAAAUAAUGGAAGCGCCCUGCAGCUAUUCUGUCAGCAGGAAGGAAUUAAGGAUGUGGACAUUUCAGAGCUCAUGAAGAAGCUGGAUAUACUUGGCGACAAUGGGAAUUUGCGGAACGAAGAACAGGUUGCAGUAAUUCAAGCGGGUACUGUGUUAUCUCUCUGUGAAAAGUGGCUAAAACAGAUCGAGGUGACGGAAGCUGCCCUCACACAGAAAAUGAUCGAUCUGGAAAAUGAGAAGGUAAGACUCCCAGACUUGUUCAGCAAGCAGAAAGGUUACUUAGAAGAAGAACUUGACUACCGAAAGCAAGCACUUGAUCAAGCAUAUAUGGAGCUAGAGGCCACUCUGUAUAAUGCUUUACAACAUGAGCCCGGGAAGAGAGUCAGCGAAUGUUUGAAUGAGGCCCAAAGAGAAGACUUGAGGUUGGCCGUAGACAAGCUGCGAAGGCAAAUACUGCGGCAGAGCCGCGAGUUCGACAGCCAAAUCCUUCAUGAACGCAUGGAGCUCUUACAACAGGCACAACAGAGAAUCCGUGAACUUGAAGAUAGGAUAGAACUUCAAAAACGACAGCUGAAAGAAAUAGAAGAGAAGUUUUUGUUCCUUUUUUUGUUUUUCUCACUAGCAUUCAUUCUGUGGCCUUGA